UUGGAAUCCUGGUCCCACGCCGACCUGAGUCUUAUAUACACAGCAGUACGGCGGCGUUGGGGUUCGGUAAACGAAGACUGUUCCUGCAAAAUUAGAAAGUAUCACGUUCUCUCUGCUAUUGACUACAGAACCUCCCUCCCUCUCUAAUCUCUCUCCUGUCCACGUUCGUGCUUACCCGAUUAAUUUCGGACGAAAAAGCGCAUGUACGCAUCAUUGGCAUUUUUCUUUGUAUUUUAAUUAAAAUCCCGAUUAUUGUUCUUCCUCAGCCCCUGUGGAUCUGGUAGGACGCUUGAAAUAUCGGCACAGUGGAAAAAAAACAUAAAAUUCAAACCCUUUCUUCUGUUUCCCCUCCAUCGAUACGUUUUCUGAAGGUAAAGGAUUUCUUUCACUCGAAUGUGAUGGUUCAUAUUCACUAAAGGGAAGCUGCAGAUUCGGUUUUGAACUGCUUGUGGGAUCUCCUUCACGGCUUCACGUCUUUUAAACCAUGGGGGAGUGGAUCAUUGGAGCUUUCAUUAACCUUUUUGGAAGCAUUGCUAUCAACUUUGGAACCAACCUUCUUAAAUUAGGUCAUAACGAGAGAGAGAGGCAUUCUGUGCUAGAAAGUGAUGGAACAAGUGGAAAGCUGCCUUUGAAGCCUAUUAUAUACUUUCACACUUGGAGAGUUGGAAUUUUAUUUUUCCUUCUUGGAAAUUCCCUUAAUUUCAUUUCCUUUGGAUAUGCCGCUCAGUCUCUUCUUGCGGCCCUGGGAUCUAUUCAAUUUGUGUCCAAUAUUGCAUUUGCUUAUUUUGUGUUGAACAAAAUGGUCACUGUCAAUAUACUUGUUGCCACGGCUUUUAUUGUCCUAGGAAACAUUUUUCUCGUUGCUUUUGGCAACCAUCAGUCACCUGUUUAUACACCAGAACAGUUGGCGGAGAAAUACAGCAACAUUACAUUCCUUCUUUACUGUGUGAUUUUGAUCGUCAUUGUUACCUUACAUCACUCCAUCUACCGGAGAGGAGAGCUUAUGCUUACUGUUUCUGGGCAUGACCUUAGACCAUUUUGGCAUAUGCUGCUUCCUUUUUCCUAUGCUAUAGUUUCAGGUGCUGUAGGAUCAUGCUCAGUUUUAUUUGCAAAAUCUCUUUCUAAUCUGUUACGAUUGGCGAUGUAUAGUGGUUAUCAAUUACACGGCUGGUUCACGUACUCCAUGCUUCUUUUAUUUCUUAGUACAGCUGGAUUCUGGAUGACAAGGUUAAAUGAAGGAUUGUCUCUGUUCGAUGCAAUUCUUAUUGUUCCCAUGUUUCAGAUUGCUUGGACUUUCUUCUCCAUUUGUACAGGAUUCAUAUACUUUCAAGAAUAUCAGGUAUUUGAUGUACUAAGGACAACAAUGUUCAUACUUGGAAUGAUGUCUGUCUUCAUAGGCAUUUCUUUGCUGGCACCUGAUGAAUCAAAAGGUAGUGACGGCAAAGAUAAUUCAUCUUUAGUUUCUGUGGUGUCUUCAAGCAUUUCAACAGAAGUGGAUAGGCUGGUUGAGCCUUCUGAAGAUGCACAUAGUAAAGACACGAGAUCAUUUGUGCAAGUAGUGCUGGUGAAGAUUACAGAUAUAAUAGCCAAGGCAAAGAGUGCUUGUGCAUUAUCACUAGGUUUUGGGGAAGAUUCAAUCAAUGCAUCCGCAGUUCUUGUGAUGCCCAUGGUGUCAUCAAAGAUAACAGGCUUUAGAGGAAGUAGGUUUGACCGGGCCAAGAUUAUGUCCUUGAGAAAUUCCGGUUGGACUAGGAUCUCGCUGGAUGAAGAUGCUGCAAAAAUGACCGACAAAAGCGCAGGGUUCUCAGAUAACCUGUAAUAGGAGUAUCAACAAGUCUUGAUCUCCGCCAUAAGUUUUUUUUUUUUUUGUACUCUUAAUUUGUUUAGGGUCCAUUAUUAUACCACUUAUCCAGAAUUCCUCGUCUCAAAAUUGUGAUAUGUUGUAGUAUUGUAUAUACUUGUCACAUAAUUGAAAGAGGAGAGUAUUUUUUGUUGGGACGUUGUAUCAAAAUUAAAUGUUUAACUGAAAUAUCCAUUUGUCUACAUUAGCAAUGUAGAAUUUACAUACCGUUUGACUUUUA
Molecule: messenger RNA, 2081 nt
Organism: Juglans regia (Persian walnut)
Lineage: Eukaryota; Viridiplantae; Streptophyta; Magnoliopsida; Fagales; Juglandaceae
Product: probable magnesium transporter NIPA8
Exons: 14
Coding region: 485-1819 (444 amino acids)
Biological process (GO): magnesium ion transport
Cellular component (GO): membrane
Molecular function (GO): magnesium ion transmembrane transporter activity
Source: RefSeq, a predicted model, not a curated record